Molecule: messenger RNA, 4056 nt
Organism: Peronospora farinosa
Lineage: Eukaryota; Oomycota; Peronosporomycetes; Peronosporales; Peronosporaceae
Source: the annotation of a GenBank genome assembly
AUGAUGCUCAUUAGGUCAUCGUACGAUGCUGCUCGUCGUCUUGGACUGUUUGCUCCCGUCCAUUUGUCUCGGAAUCGUCCGAUUGUGUUUCAUCAGUCGCUUGACUUUCGCUUUACAUCCACGCAGACUACAGCCGUGACUUGUUCUUCCAUUGAUAAGACGGUCCUUCCCAAUACCCCCAUUCCAUUGAAACGUCGUAAGAAUAAAGUAGCCAAGAAAAAAGUCUCUGCUCUUGCUGCUUCUACUGUCGCUACAAAAGAUGUAGAGACAUUGAUACCGAAGAAAAAGGUCAAGAGCAAGCACAAGCCACGAAAACUCAUGUCGCAGAAGCAGAUUGAAGAAGAAAUGCUGGCAAGAGCAAUGAAAGAAGACGCCGAGACAAGUGCAAGUGCAAGUGCUACCGGGACGGUAUUGGAUACGGUCCCAGUGACUGUAUCGGAUACGGUUCCAGUGACUGUAUCUGGUACGAAGAAGAGUAAACAGAAUUAUGCUCAGUCUACGGACAAAACAAAUGGAUCUAAAGCUAUGGAGACUCCAGUCGUGCCAUUGAAAGAGCCAAUGCCAUUACAAAACCUCAAGACUGAGAAAAUUACAAUGACGUUGCAGGAAAUUGCAGCAUUGCAAAAGACGCUACCGAGUAAAAAGGAAAUUGCAGCACUGAUUACAAAGCUCCGACGUGUGUCGUUUGAUAACGCACAUACAUUGUUUGAUCUGUAUCGAAACUUUGGUAAUCCGUACUUGGACGAGAAUUUUCUCACGCCAGGUGUGUUGGCGUGUUGUGAGGCGAAGAAACCAGCUGAAGGGAUUCGUAUUGUUCGUGAUAUGCUCAAUCAAGGACGCAAGGUAGAUGAGUCUACAUUGCGGACUUUGUUGACUGCGUGUGACGAGGCGUCGGCUGCUGCGGAAGUCAUUGAGCUUUGGUAUCUAAUGGAACAAGCUGGGAUGAAACUGGAGCUAGCUGACUACAACCGCUUCUUAGACAUUUGUUACCGCCAAGAAUAUCUGGAUGGUGCCAUUAAGGUGCUAAAGGAGCUUCGUCUACACCGUUCCAUUUCAGUGCACACGUACAUGCACUGGCUGCUGCGUGCGUCAAUUGUGUGGCGAUCGGACGCAUUCUUUGACAUCCUGAUGGAAAUGCGUCUUUCGGAAGUUGAGCCAGAGAUCAUGUCGCUCACGUCACUCGAAUCAGGACGCAAAGACCGUGCAUUGACGGUGAUGGAAGGAGUGCGUGCUGUUGGGCUAGAUCCGUGCUUUGCAAUGUCGUCGGUAUUCUCGUCUAUGCAGUCGUCUGUUUACCGCAAUGGACCGAGCUACAUGGCAUUGACGUCGAAGGAUAUUAAGAUUGCACGGGAAAAGUUUGGUGACCUCACACCGAUCGAGCAAGAAUGGCCUGUGACUCCAAUCCCGCAAGUGUUGGAAACUCAGGCAGCAGGACUGAUCCUGCAGCAAGAAACGUUUCGCCGGCUGAAGCGACAGCAAGUGAACCGCAUCGAUGCACUCCUGCAGAUGUUGCCUAUCACAGCCAACAUGACUAUUAACUUGCGCAAGCAACUCUUGCGCAUGUCGUUGCUGGUAAAUACGCAUCGUGUUCGUCGUGACAGAGAAACUAUCUGUAGGGAAUACGACAGUGGACGUAGCCUCAUUGAGCUGUCGACCGUACACAAUUACCCUCCAGUAUCGCUUAUGCGAGUUAUCCUUCGUGCAAAGGGCAAGAACCAGAUUGAGAUCAAGAAUGCGCUGGCGAGACCUGCCGUGAACCUGUCAAAGCGCGAUCAGCAUGAAUUGCGUAAGGCUAUCGAAUACGACAGUAUUCACAAAAGUGAUCCAUUCAUUGGUGCACCAAAGUACAAUGCUGACUCGUUAGAAAAGGCCAUUGAGCAUUAUUUGAAGGCCAAGGGGAUCCGCCUCAAGACCCAAAGUGAGUUAUGCACGGAUCAAAUUGCAAGUCACGGGCGUCGCGUCAUUUCUCCGGAUAUUUUGCUUUUGGAUCCUGUAAUCAUUAACGGCGUGCCGAUUCGAUGGAUCGAUGCCAAGAAUUAUUACGGAGCUCAUAUUGUAAGCAAACGGUUGAUUUCAACCCAGCUUGCAAAUUACGUCAAAGAAUGGGGUCCUGGUGCCAUUGUGUUUGGAAUGGGCUACAGCGACAUGUUUUCGCUACCAGGUGUCAUUUGUUUGGAUACGACACCGUUUCCAAAGACACGCAAGGAAGCUGCCAAGAUUCGCAUCAAGUCGUUUUUGUAUUCGUGUCUCAAUGUUUUUCGCUGGAAGAAGCAUUUGGGCAGUGAAUUGACCAAGAAAUACCCUGGUAUUGAAGACGAUGCGUCGAUAAAAUCGUCAACUCCGUCUUGGUUCUAUUUAGUUGAAUGUCUACGAGAUCCUCCACGGAGUGACUUUGCAUUUGUACCACACCAGUACAUCUUGGCGCCACUAGAUCUUUUAAAUGGAUCAGAUCUGUCUCCUAGCGAUGAAAACACUCCCAUUAAUUCUCGACCUGAUUAUCGUCAUAAUAAAAAACGACUUGCCAGUCAAUGGAAUACAUUUUUUGCACUCCAUCUCCUUACCAUGGGGGCUGCAAGUGUAGCAUGUGCAUGGUUAACAUUAUUCCCAAUCUCUCCAAGAAGAUUAUACAAUAUGCAAGUGGAUAUUUUUCAAGCUAGACACGAACAUGCCGAGUUUUUCUUUCACUCGUGUUUAAAUCUGGGUACGGUACUUGGAGCUGCUGUUGCUGGUUACUCUGGUGACCGAUUGGGUCGAGCAGGGACAUUGGAACUCGCAGCAAUCCCAUUUCUAUUGGGUUCAAUGCUCAUUGGUGUCGCAUUUGGAGAACUUACAGUCUUAAUUGGACGGUAUCUACUUGGUACAGCAGCUGGGAUGAUCCAUGUCAUUGUACCGGUCUAUUUAGCUGAGUUAAGUGCUGCACAUACACGCGGUCGAGUCAUUUGUGUGCAAAAUUUCUUUUCGAUGCUUGGACGGAUUAGCUACGCGGCACUUGGAGCACUCUUUAUGUAUCUAAGUCGACAGUAUCUCGGCUUUAAUCUUAGUGAAUGGAAAAUGCUUGCGCUCGCGGGGCUUGUGCCUGCGUUGAUACUGUUGCUGUUGGCGCAAAAGCUUCCUGAUUCACCCACGUGGCUCAUUGCACGUCACGACGAUCGGGAAGCUGCUUUUGACGUGCUAUUGAAACUAUUUAAUCGAGAUGAACAAGUUGCAGAGGACGAGACCAAUGCUAUCAUUCACGCACAAGUACUCGCAGCGACAGAGAGGCGCCAUCACGGCGCAUUCUUUCGCCCCGUACUUCUUUGCGCGGCGCUCUUUACACUAAGUGCUGUGAGUGCAUUCCUUCUCCAGCCACAAAUUGCGCCAACGCUUGCUGAAGCUAGUAGCAGGGGUGUUGGGGGGAUUCACACCAAUGCUUCGUUCGUCCUUACAAUUUUUGGCGUUACUGUCAAAGGUACGGAAGAAGGUCUGAUUGCUGUCACUAUGGCUGUUGCAUUAGCUGCUGCGGUGGGUGUAGUGGCGUGUUUCUACUUUGUUGAUACCAGAGGACGGCUUGUAGUGCUGCAGUGUGGAUGUUGCUUGGUGGCAUUAGCUUGUGCUUUUCUAAUGGUGUCCAUCUCCCGAAAUGCGCAUCUAGUGAAAGCCGAUGGCGUAGCACUUAGCGACUUGGGUUGGGCGGCCAUGCUGCUGGCCAAUGCUAGCCAUCAGCUCAGCCUCGGUGUUAUUCCCGUGAUUAUGGUCAGUGAGCUUUUUGCAGUGAAGCAGCGAAUGGGCGCUGUGAGUCUCGUCAUGAUGUGGGAAGCAAUUGUGAACAUCGGACUUGCUCACGCGCUAUCAAUGCUUCGCGAGUCCGUCCCAUGUCCAGUGUCAGUGUUUAGCAUCUGCGUCGGUAUCGUCAUGGCAUGUAAUAUCGCCGGAGUUGUCUUGUCCUGGUGGUACAUUCCCGAAACUAGCAGACGUAGUCUCCAAGACAUUGAAGCUAUUUUAUGUGGAUGGCAUCCUGCUACUCCUCGCCGUAACAAUUCUUCACACGUUUGGCUUGAGUAUGGAAGCAGCGAUUGA